Molecule: messenger RNA, 483 nt
Organism: Linnemannia hyalina
Lineage: Eukaryota; Fungi; Mortierellomycota; Mortierellomycetes; Mortierellales; Mortierellaceae
Source: the annotation of a GenBank genome assembly
AUGAACUUCCUUGCCCGCUCCGUCCGCGCCGUCCGCCCCGUGCGCAUGGUCCGCUCCUACGCCACUGAGGCCGCCACCGCCGGUCUCCGUCUGACCUUCGCCGUCCCCCACCAGACCAUCUUCAAGAAUGUCUCGGUCACCCAGGUCAACAUUGCCGCCGUCUCCGGAGAUAUGGGUAUCCUCGCCUCCCACGUUGCCUCCAUCGAGCAGCUCCGCCCCGGUGUCAUCGAGGUCAUCGAGGCCACCACCACCAAGAAGUUCUUCGUCUCGGGAGGUUUCGCUACCAUGAACCCUGACUCAACCCUCAACAUCAACGCCGUCGAGGCCUUCCCCGUCGAGGAGUUCAGCGUCGAGGCCGUCCGCCACAACUUGGCCGAGGCUCAGCGUCUUUCCAACUCGGCCGCCACCGAGGAGGAGAAGCUUGCUGCCAAGAUCGAGGUCGAGGUCCUCGAGUCCCUUCAGGCCGCCAUCCUUGCCAAGUAA